GAUGCAAGUAAGAAGAUGAUGGAUGUUAUUAAUAUGGUGAUCCUUGCCUUUAAAAUAAUUUUCCUGGCCUUGCAAGGCUAUAUUUGCAUGGAGAUCAUCGGAGGUCAAGAUGUUAAACCUCACUCAAGACCAUACAUGGCAUCUAUUCAGGUAGAUGGAAAUCAUAAAUGUGGAGGAGCUUUGAUCACACCUGAAUGGAUACUGACUGCAGCACACUGUUCACUAAAUAUAAUGCACAAACGCAUUGAAGUACUUCUCGGGGCUCAUUCACUUUCUAACAGAACGGGAAAGAAGGAACAGUUAUUGAAAGUCGUGCAGGUUGUACCUCAUAAAGAUUUCCAUUUGCUUAGGCACGACAUCAUGCUAUUACAGUUGUCUCAUGAAGCUGUUCUGAACAAGUAUGUGUCAACGCUGAAGCUUCCAAAAUCGACAGAAGAUAUCAAACCUAAAACCAAGUGCAGUAUUGCAGGAUGGGGAAUAACUAAUCCACGAAGUACAACACCUUCUGAUACUCUAAAGAAAGUGAAUAUAGAAAUAAUGGACAGGAAGGUCUGCAACAGUGAAGUGUGUUAUAAUGGCGAUCCUUUGAUAACAGAGGAAAUGUUAUGUGCUGGUGAUAAAAAAUAUAGAAAAGAUUCAUGUUUGGGAGAUUCGGGUGGACCAUUAAUUUGUCAAACUAAAAUGUUUAGGAAAAAAGUGUACUGUGGCAUAAUUAUAGGUGGAGGAGAUGAAUGUGCACUUCGCAACAAACCUGGCAUUUAUACCCGAUUAUCCAAGAACAAUCUCCGCUGGAUAAAUGAUAAAAUCAGGGUUACAACUCAUAACAUGACAAAGAGCGCACUCACUCAGCCCGCACUCACUCGUACAACUGUGGUGAACAUGUUGCUUGAGGUUUUGCUCAGUUCUGUGACAAUUUUGUUCACUCUAACACCAGGCUAUGAUUGUGUGGAAAUUAUUGGAGGAAGUAAGGUUAGAUCUCAUUCAAAACCUUACAUGGCAUCUAUUCAGGCUUUUAACAAAACACGGAAACGAUUCACACAUGUAUGUGGAGGAGCUUUGAUCAAACCCAACUGGAUCCUGACUGCAGCACAUUGUAAAAUGGAACUCAUGGGAAAAAAACAAGUGGUCCUUGGAGCUCUCUCACUUUCAAAAAAAGAAAAAGGAAAGCAAAUAUUCAUCAUCAAAGAUAUGAUCGUAUAUCCAUCUUUUAACCACAAACAACAAAAAAAUGAUAUCAUGCUUCUGAAGCUUAAAUCUAAAGCAAAGCCUAAUAGUUUUGUAAAUUUCUUGCCGUUACCUAAAUCUGGAGAUGAUGUCAAAGUUGGAACCAAGUGUAAUGUUGCUGGUUGGGGGAUUACAGCAGCUGGAAACUCUCAACCCUCUGAUAUGCUGCAGGAAGUGAACAUAACUAUCAUAGACAGGAAAAAGUGUUCAGAAUAUUACAAAAAUAAUUCCCAAAUAACUGAUGAUAUGCUAUGUGCUGGUGAUAAACGAGGAGGAAAAGAUGCCUGUCAGGGAGAUUCAGGUGGUCCACUGAUAUGCAAGAGAGUGUUCAGAGGAAUCGUUUCUUUCGGAGAUGGUUGCGGAAAACCUAAGAAACCUGGUGUUUACACACGACUUUCCAAAAAGUACCUUUCCUGGAUUAACAGCAGAAUCAAAGCAUCCAGCAAUACUGAGAUCUAGUGACAAAGCUGUACUGCUUAUUCUAAGCUUUAUGUUGGAGAAGUGAGCUAGGAGAAGGCUAAUGUGCUUUUGAUUAAAUGCUCCUUAAAAUUGUGUAACUUUACCAUGCUUAGCAGAGCUAUGCAAUGUAGAGUAAUUCAAAGUUAGUAGCCUGCAUAUGCACAAAACAGAUUUUUAACCUGGUUUAGUGCCUAUUAGAAAGGCAGCAGGGGUCAUGCUGGAGUAGCACCAACAUUAUAAAGAAGCUCUAUUUUUAUAGUGCCUUAUCAUGCCAAACAUCUCAAAGUACAUUACAGGUACUGUC
Molecule: messenger RNA, 1987 nt
Organism: Callorhinchus milii (elephant shark)
Lineage: Eukaryota; Metazoa; Chordata; Chondrichthyes; Chimaeriformes; Callorhinchidae
Product: transmembrane protease serine 9
Exons: 10
Coding region: 16-1683 (555 amino acids)
Biological process (GO): proteolysis
Molecular function (GO): serine-type endopeptidase activity
Source: RefSeq, a predicted model, not a curated record